GUUUUUGUGUGUAUUGGGGAACACAUAUUUGGGGAAAAAAAGUGCUCUUCAAUAUUAAAAUUUUUGCAAAUAAAAUGAAACAACAGCCAAGCAGAAAAGCAAAACAGAAAACUGUUUAAAUUGUGCCAAAGAAAUAAUUGAAAAAUAAAACGAAAAGUUAAACCCAAAUGUAAUAACAAAUUAAAACGAAAUACAGACCGCAGCAGCAAGUUUCAAUCCAACCAGCUCCCCAUAGCGCCUAGGCUCCAGCGCCCCACCAAACGAGAAGAAAAGAGAAGAAGCAGCAGCAGCCCCAGCACAGAAAACCAGAAAGAGGCAGGGAGAACGAGAGAAAGAGAGAGAGAGAGAAAGAAAAAGGAAAAUCUUCAUCACGACGUCUGCUGCUGUGUGUUGUUGUUGUUUUUGUUUUUUUGUGGAAAGUUUGUGCAGGCAGCAGAUCUGAAUGUCUUUAUGCUUUAAUCAUGGUGUAUUUUGCCACCAUAAACAACAACAGCAACAACAACACCGACACUAUACGCUGCUAUAUUAGAAUCUUUCUGAUUACAAACCAUGACAGAACAUGAAAGCGACUUUUUAGUUACAGUACGCGCACAGGUAAUGACUAGAGACGAGAGUACCGAGGGCUGGCUCCCGCUGGCCGGGGGUGGCCUGGCAAAUGUUUCCAUACGUAAACGUGCCAGGCUAUCCCCAUUGGCAUCGGGUCAUGACUACAUCAUCUAUGGGCAGAGAAUCUCCGAUCAGAGUGUUAUAUUGAGCUGUAUCAUCAAUCGUGAUCUUAAGUAUUACAAAGUAAUGCCAACAUUUCAUCAUUGGCGCGCUGGCAAACAGCGGAAUGGCCUCACAUUUCAAACGGCCGCCGAUGCGCGAGCCUUUGAUAAGGGCGUGCUGCGUGCUUAUAAUGAACUAAUUGAUGGACUGGCCAAAUCGAAUCCCACUAUUAUAUGCCCACCAUUGACCAAAUACGAUUCGGUUGGUGAAGAUGAUGUAUUCAUGACCCUAGACUUACCUGUGGAAAGCGAAAGUUUACAAAAAAUACAUUCAAGCCCAGAGGGCAGCGAAAAAAGUCACAAGAGCGUCAGCGAUCGCCAUAAGGAUAGCUAUAGCAACAAUUCCGAUUCAGAGAAGCUACCUGCAGCGACCAUACACUACAUAUCGACGGACAAAACUACAACAACGGCCACAACAACAGCAACAGAUGCCCCACCACCCACAGCCGCACCACCGCCGGCAUCUGCCGCCGCGGCUGGUCAGAUUGCACCCAGCGAGAACUACUCGUAUGUGACUCUAACAUCAGUGCAUCAUGAAUACAAUUAUCCGGUGGUGGAGCAGCCGGUGGGUGCACAAGUUUUGAACGCUCGCCGGGAAUCGAUUAGCGCUUUAAAGAAGCGCAAUGCUUUGGAAGCGGCCCAGGCCAUGGCAGCGGCCCAGACAGUGGCCACAGCUGGCGGUGGUGGUGGUUGUGGUGGAAAGCCCUUGCAUAAGCCAAAUGUUUCGGAUAUACUCAAGAAGGAGACACGCCUGCGUUGUCGCUACUGUCACGAAUUGUAUAGCGAGGAGUUCAAUCGACGUGGUGUAUGCGAGUUUGCUCCGGAUCCGUUUCGCAGUGGCUAUGAGUGCAUCUCGGGAAUGGGUUGUGCCCGUUGCAUGAUCUAUCAUUGCAUGAGCGAUGCCGAGGGCGAGACGGCACAGCAUCCCUGCGAGUGCAGCGUUAGCGAGGCCGGUUGCACCAAACGCUGGCUGGGCCUGGCGCUGCUAUCCCUGUUCGUGCCCUGCUUGUGGUGUUAUCCGCCAUUGCGGGCCUGCCACUGGAUGGGCAUCCAUUGCGGCAUUUGCGGUGGUCAGCAUAAACCGCAUGUCUGACAUUUGGAGGCCAGAUUGCAAGGACAGUACGAUGACGACCCCAGGCCCAGAAGCGAACCACCACCACCACCACCAAUCCUCCACCACCAACAAUUCCAAUUCCAACACCAAUGCCAAUUUAAAAAGAAUAAUAAUGACCACCACCAGCAUCCGGAUGCGGAUCAAAGCAACUACAGGCGCCAGCUGUGGCGUCUCAAGCAGCGUCAAUCCCAAACGCAAACCCAAUCUGAGCGGCACUUUUACAACUGGGAGCUGUCACAUAGUUUGGGAGCUCCCCAAGAACCGCCGCCAUAUCUAAUGCAGCAGCAGCAUCAGCAGCAGCCACUGCAUCCUUUGGGUAAUAAGGCGGCGCAAAAUGAUUACGGACGUUUAUUGUUCUAGAAGAGAUCACAAGUUUACGCUUCAGUUUGCUUAUUCUUCAAAAAAGUGAUUUAAAGAGUCUCUUUUUUCGAAGGGCUUAGAAAUGAAAAUGCAUUUUCCACUUGUUGUUUAUCCCCCAUUUUUUUUUUUUCAAUUUUCGGUUUUUACACAACCCUAAGCACUUUUGGAAAAGAGCUCUUCAACGUUCGAAUUCUACGAUAUGAAACAAUGCAAUUCGAAUAGACACAACUUGUUUCGUGUUUUUCAAUUGCAUUGUUUCAUUUCGUAUGACUUUUAACAUUUCUCUAGUAUACUCCAUUUGAAUUUUUGCCAUAAUUUAUUGUAUAUAUUUAAAUGCAUGAGAAGCAUCAGAGGAUUUUAUGAUUGUAUUCGAUAUGUUUUAUAAUCGUUUUAGUUUUUUACCCCUGCGAAUCACAAAGUAUGCCGAUCGUACAAAGUAUUCCUAAUUUACCUCCAUUCAUAUUCUGCAAAUCUUCUGUUAUGGGAAUCGCCGAUUCCGUAUCAAUAGAAUAUAGUUAUCCGUUAAAGGCAUUGCCAAAUAUAUUGUCAAUAGCUCGGCAGGAAUAAGAAGAUUAAUUUAAAAGAUUAUAAUGACUUAAACUGGUUUAUAAACUGAACAAUAUUGUUAAUUUUCCGACAUUCUAGGUAUCGGGCAGUACAAAUUUAUUUGCACGGGUAUAUAACUUCGGCAUGAUCGAUUUUAAUCCGGCC
This is a messenger RNA of Drosophila willistoni, 2952 nucleotides long. RefSeq names its product sprouty-related, EVH1 domain-containing protein 1 (gene Spred). NCBI's taxonomy places the organism in Eukaryota, Metazoa, Arthropoda, Insecta, Diptera, Drosophilidae. Gene Ontology annotation, molecular function: protein kinase binding. The transcript is spliced from 6 exons. The record is from RefSeq and is a predicted model, not a curated record. Gene Ontology annotation, cellular component: membrane. Bases 550 to 1860 code for a protein of 436 amino acids. Gene Ontology annotation, biological process: negative regulation of MAPK cascade; multicellular organism development.